Carcharodon carcharias (great white shark) is the source of this 2759-nucleotide messenger RNA. RefSeq names its product tyrosine-protein kinase ITK/TSK-like. Gene Ontology annotation, biological process: intracellular signal transduction; B cell receptor signaling pathway; NK T cell differentiation. The record is from RefSeq and is a predicted model, not a curated record. Gene Ontology annotation, molecular function: non-membrane spanning protein tyrosine kinase activity; protein binding; ATP binding. The coding region runs from base 95 to 1987 and encodes 630 amino acids. The transcript has 17 exons. NCBI's taxonomy places the organism in Eukaryota, Metazoa, Chordata, Chondrichthyes, Lamniformes, Lamnidae.
UUCACACUGUGACAUUCACUGAAACUUCUGACACACUGGUCUCACGCUCGUUCUCUCUCUCUCUCUCAAUGGGGGAAGGACAUUCACAAUUAGAAUGAAUCCCAACCCCAUCCUUGAGGAGUUUCUCAUCAAACGUUCGCAGCAAAAACGAAGGACUUCACCUUCUAACUACAAGGAACGAUAUUUCAUUCUGACCAAGUCCAGGCUGGCCUACUACGAGUGUCGAACAGGGAAAAAGCUCAUCAUGAAAGGAUCAAUCGACAUCUCCAAAAUCAAAUGUGUGGAGAUUGUGUUGAGUGACAUCAGCUUCUCCUGCAGCUACAAGUACCCAUUCCAGGUUGUUCACGAGAAUUAUUUUCUGUACGUGUUCGCACCAAGUAAAGAGAGUCGACAAAAAUGGGUGAGCGCCCUCAAAGAAGAAACUAAGAACAACAAUAUUCUGAUCCCCAAAUACCACCCGAACUUCUGGACUGAGGGCCACUGGAGAUGUUGUGCCCAGCUGGAUAAGUUGGCUAUGGGGUGCCUGUUAUAUGAUCCUAACAGGGACUCCAAGAAACCUCUUCCCCCCACUCCAGAACUUAACAAGUGGAAACCUUUACCACCAGAGCCAGUGGACCUGGAGACCGAACUGGAAUUGGAGCCUAUGGUGGCAGUAGCUCUGUAUGACUUCCAUGGCCAAAGUGCACAGGACCUGUCGCUGGUGAAGAGCGAGGAGUAUGUAAUCAUCGAGAAGAUUGACACAAACUGGUGGCAUGCACGUGAUAAAAAUGGAAUAACCGGGUAUAUUCCCAGCAGCUAUGUGGUGGAAAAGAGCCCAGAGAAUCUACAGGCCUACGAAUGGUACAACAAGAACAUCACCCGAAACAAGGCAGAGCAGCUGCUUCAGAAGGAGGGUAAACAAGGAGCUUUCAUGGUGAGAGACUCAAGACAGGCUGGGAUGUACACAGUCUCGGUAUUCACCAAAGCCACCAGCGAGAGUGGUCCAGGGGUCAAGCAUUACCACAUCAAAGAAAUCGAUGAUACUCUCAAACGCUACUACCUGGCGGAAAAACACGUCUUUGACUCCAUUCCAGAACUUAUCACCUAUCACCAACACAAUGCAGCAGGUUUGGUUACCCGGUUGAGAUACCCAGUGUCUUCAUGGAGAGAAACAGCUCCCUCAACAGCUGGUUUCAGUUACGGGACCUGGGAGAUCGCAGCCACCUCACUGACCUUUAUUGAGGAGGUAGGCAGUGGUCAGUUUGGCAUCGUGCACAUGGGUUACUGGAAAAACAAGUACCAAGUGGCCAUCAAAAUGAUACGUGAAGGAGCCAUGUCUGAGGAAGACUUUAUCGAGGAGGCUCAAAUCAUGAUGAAGCUCUCUCAUGAGAAGCUCGUGCAGUUAUAUGGCAUCUGUACACAGGGUGGCCCUAUCUACCUGGUCUUUGAGUAUAUGAAGUAUGGCAGUCUGUCAGAGUACCUCAGGAUCAAUCGUGGGACUUUCAGCAAGGAAACCCUCCUGGGCAUGUGCCAAGAUGUGAGUGAGGGGAUGACGUAUCUGGAGAGCAACAAAUUCAUCCAUCGGGACUUGGCAGCAAGGAACUGUUUGGUAGGAGACUCGCUCUCAGUUAAAGUAUCGGAUUUUGGAAUGACAAGGUUUGUCCUUGAUGACCAGUACACCAGCUCCUCAGGCUCAAAGUUCCCAGUCAAGUGGUCAGCUCCUGAAGUUUUCCGAUACUCCAAGUUCAGCAGCAAGUCUGACGUCUGGUCAUUUGGGGUGCUGAUGUGGGAGGUGUUCUCCGAGGGAAAGAUGCCAUAUGAAAAUCGUUUAAACUCCGAAGUAGUUGAAGAACUCACAGCUGGAUUUCGUCUUCAUAAACCAAAACUGGCUUCUCCAUUAAUUUACAAAAUCAUGAGCGGCUGCUGGCUAGAGAGACCUGAGGAGAGGCCUUCGUUUUUUGAGCUUCGGAAUGAAUUAAGCGAGCUUUCCGAAUGUGGAGAAUUGUGAACACACAUUGGGACGGUGCAUCUUUCAAAAAGAACAAUCCAGUGUGGAACAUGAGAACGCUUUGAAUACAGCACAUUGUUUAUUAAAUAUUUAUUUAUUACUGUUGGAAAUCAUAUUUGACGCUUGUUGGAAUACACUCCUGCGGCAGCAGAACUCUCUGGAGAUCUUGGUCAAGGUGUGCGCCUUGACUGUUCAACCAUAGAGGCUUCACCGCUGAGCCCAACCCUGUGGUCACUGGAUAUCGAUGAAGUAGGAGUCCUGACUGUUACUCCCUCCCCACUUCUCUCCCCCACAAACCUGGGCUGCACUGAGGUCAGUUGUUGUAUCUUGACCCCAGUGUGGGAUGAAUUCAGAGCAACUGUGUCAUUUGAUAAUAUUUGAAGACUGAGAUAUCGAUACAGAAUGUUUGGGAAAAAAGGUCUACUUCAAAAACUGACCCCAUGUGUACCUGAAUUAUUAUUCAUCUCCUGUCAUAAUAUUGCCAUCCAAGUCUGUGGUUUUGCAAUUAGGCAACUACGUUGAGGGCCCAAUUUGAAACAGGAAGCCUCUCUCCACACACACAGGAUGCUGCAACAAGUCAGCCUUGCUUGGUGCAGGACCUGUGACAACAGAAUCACUUCCCAGUAAAUGCACAGCUAAUGAGAAGCUGCAAUCAGAAGGAGAGCUUUUGGUGCUUUUAAGAUCAGGAACAGACAAUUAGACAUUACUGACCUGCCCCUUUAUCAGGAUCAACUCCACCUACCCACCUUCUCCCUAUAUCCCUCACCCCCAC